ACCAAUACAUUACUGGAUGAUAAUCCUAAAGAAAAUUCUAAUUGUAAAGUCCUUAUCAAUAAGAACGUGAGCAACGAAGUGGAUAUUGCUAGAUUUGCCAAGGAAUGUCAUGAAAAUGUAAUGACUGAGCAAAUGAACAUUGAAGAAGGAGAACAGAGGAUUUUUAUUAAUAUAGCUGGCCUACGAUUUGAAACCCAACUUAAAACACUCAGUGAAUUCCCUCACACACUCCUUGGAGAUCCUCAAAAGCGAAUCCAUUACUUUGACUCCAUGAGGAAUGAAUAUUUUUUUGAUCGGAAUCGACCAAGUUUUGAUGGGAUACUAUAUUAUUACCAAUCUGGUGGGAAAGUAAGACGUCCUGCAAAUGUUCCUUUGGAUGUUUUUGCAGAUGAAAUUUUAUUUUAUGAGCUAGGUAAUGAAGCACUGGAUCAGUUUAGAGAAGAUGAAGGUUUUUUAAAGGAGCCAGAAAUUCCAUUACCAAACAAUGACUAUUACAAACAAUUCUGGUUACUUUUUGAAUAUCCUGAAAGUUCCAGUGCAGCAAGAGGCAUGGCACUUGUUUCUGUUUUGGUGAUCAUUAUUUCUAUACUUAUAUUUUGCUUGGAGACCCUACCUGAAUUUAGAGAAGAAAGAGACUUUAACAUGUUUAGAGGUAUAGGAAAUGAAACAGAAAAAAAUAGAAUGCAUUUCAGCACUUUCACAGAUCCAUUUUUUUUGAUAGAGACUACUUGUAUUAUAUGGUUUUCAUUUGAACUGGUUGUCAGAUUUAUUGUAUGUCCAAGUACAUCUGAGUUCUUUCAGAAUAUAAUGAAUAUAAUUGACAUUGUAUCCAUCAUUCCAUAUUUUGUAACUUUUAUAACCGAAUUAGUCCAGCAAACAGAACCCCACGUACAACAAAAUAUGUCCUUAGCAAUCCUAAGGAUAGUACGUCUUGUUAGGGUAUUUAGAAUUUUUAAACUAUCAAGACAUUCUAAGGGUCUUCAGAUUCUAGGGCAAACUCUAAAAGCCAGUAUGAGAGAACUAGGUUUGCUAAUAUUUUUCCUUUUCAUUGGGGUUAUUUUGUUCUCAAGUGCAGUGUAUUUUGCAGAAGUCGAUGAACCUCAGUCACAGUUCGUUAGUAUACCUGAUGGUUUUUGGUGGGCCGUAGUAACAAUGACAACUGUUGGUUAUGGAGAUAUGUGUCCAAUUACAUUGGGGGGAAAACUAGUUGGUACUCUCUGUGCUAUUGCAGGUGUCUUGACAAUUGCCCUCCCAGUGCCUGUAAUUGUAUCCAAUUUUAAUUACUUCUAUCACAGGGAGACAGAAAAUGAAGAGAGGCAAAAUUUACCAAUAGAUUUGGAAAAAAUAAGCUUGACUAAUAUCACACAAUCUGGAAGUAUGUCUUCUCUUAAGAAAAACAAUGGAUCUUGCAUUCCUGACAAAAAUGGUAAGACCUGAUUUUUUAAAAAUAGGCUUUAACAUUUAGAACAUUGAUAUCACUUUGUGUCAGUAGAGAGAUAAAAUAACCAUUGGUUAUAUAAACUGUUUGUUUAAGUUAA
Molecule: messenger RNA, 1538 nt
Organism: Bombina bombina (fire-bellied toad)
Lineage: Eukaryota; Metazoa; Chordata; Amphibia; Anura; Bombinatoridae
Gene: KCNA10
Product: potassium voltage-gated channel subfamily A member 10
Exons: 1
Coding region: 121-1437 (438 amino acids)
Biological process (GO): protein homooligomerization; potassium ion transmembrane transport
Cellular component (GO): voltage-gated potassium channel complex; membrane
Molecular function (GO): delayed rectifier potassium channel activity; protein binding
Source: RefSeq, a predicted model, not a curated record